Molecule: messenger RNA, 2574 nt
Organism: Danaus chrysippus (African queen)
Lineage: Eukaryota; Metazoa; Arthropoda; Insecta; Lepidoptera; Nymphalidae
Source: the annotation of a GenBank genome assembly
UUGCAGAUCUUCGAUAACCACUUUCAUUUUCAUCAUAAUUCCGUGGUGAAGAGAUCUAUAUCACCGGCCCACGAGCACCACAAUCUACUAGAAAUGGACAACAGAGUACGUUGGGCAAAACAGCAGCGUGUGCUUUCAAGAAAGAAGAGAGAUUUCAUAUCUUACUCCACUAGCCCAGCUGAAACGAAUUCAUCGGAAGCGCCAUCAUUGAAAAGGGAAGCUUCUAAAAGGAUGUCUCACUCGAGAGUAAAAGGACGGCCGCGUUCUGCUGACUCGAAAUUUCUAUUAAACGAUCCCAAGUGGCCUCACAUGUGGUAUUUGAAUCGUGGCGGUGGUUUGGAUAUGAACGUGAUUCCAGCGUGGCGGGAAGGUAUCACAGGUCGGGGUGUGGUUGUCACGAUCCUCGAUGACGGCCUCGAGACUGAUCAUCCAGACCUCGUCUCCAAUUAUGAUCCGAUGGCUUCAUAUGAUGUGAACUCUCAAGACUCAGAUCCUCAGCCACGGUACGACAUGAUAGACUCCAAUCGACAUGGGACCAGAUGUGCUGGCGAGGUUGCUGCUACAGCUAACAACUCACUCUGCGCUGUUGGUGUCGCCUAUGAAGCCAGCGUUGGAGGGGUAAGAAUGUUAGAUGGGGACGUGACAGAUGCGGUCGAGGCUCGUUCUUUGAGUCUUAAUCCUCAACAUGUAGAUAUAUACAGCGCCUCCUGGGGACCUGAUGACGAUGGCAAAACAGUUGACGGACCGGGCGAACUGGCCACCAGAGCGUUCAUUGAAGGUGUUACAAAGGGUCGAAACGGUAAAGGAUCGAUAUUCGUGUGGGCAUCGGGUAAUGGCGGCCGGGAGCACGAUAAUUGCAAUUGUGAUGGCUACACAAAUUCCAUAUGGACCCUCUCAAUAUCAUCCGCUACAGAGCGAGGGGACGUGCCCUGGUAUUCGGAAAUGUGUAGUUCCACCCUGGCAGCUACGUACAGCUCCGGGGCUACUGAUGAGAAACAGGUGGUGACAACAGAUCUGCAUCACUCGUGCACAACAGGUCACACUGGUACUUCAGCCUCUGCUCCUCUCGCAGCGGGAAUAUGCGCCCUAGCUCUAGAAGCUAACAAGGAUCUCACAUGGAGAGACAUGCAGCAUAUUGUGGUUCGGACUGCCAGACCGGAGCGUUUGAGCCUAGGUGGUGAUUGGAAGGUUAACGGCGUUGGUAGGAACGUGUCACAUUCCUUCGGAUAUGGGUUGCUCGACGCAGCUGGCAUGGUCCGACUAGCCAGAACAUGGAAAACAGUUCCAACUCAAAGGCGAUGUGAGUUGGCUGCUCCUAGACCACAGAGAGCGGUGCCACCGAGAUCAUCUAUAACACUUCAUCUAAAUGUAGGUGCAUGUCCAGGAGUAAACUAUUUGGAACACGUUCAAGCUCGAGUAUCGCUGUCCGCUGCACGAAGAGGAGAUCUUCGAAUUGCGUUGACUUCACCUGCUGGAACUAGAGUGACAUUGCUCGCUCCAAGACCCCGUGAUUCCUCUCGAGCCGGUUUCAACGCCUGGCCAUUCAUGUCUGUUCAUAUGUGGGGAGAGUCACCUCUCGGAGUCUGGCAACUGGAGGUUUCGAAUGAAGGAAGAUAUAUGGCUGGACCUUUGACUCAGUGGGAGCUUAUAUUCUAUGGAACUGAAACACCUGCACAAGAAAGCGAUGUGUCCACUGAAAGUAACGUAGUGGGAACUAAUCCCGGGACCGUGUGGAGCGCUAUACCAUCCGAUGUAAACCAGAAUGUCAUAGAUGAUGACUUGGCUCUAGUCUGGCACGAUUCUCAUGCGAUCCGUGAGGAAGGACAAGCGGUUGAAGGUGGGUUCAAAGCAGGAGCGGAAGCGGGUACGGUCUCGAGCGGUUGCGCCACACUCACACAUCAACCGCCACAUCGCUGUUUAGAAUGCGCGAAGGGUUUGCACUUGUACGACGGUCGUUGCUAUCAACGUUGUCCGGCCGGGACGUAUGCCAGCGAAAUUUUAAUGGAGCGCAGCUCACGAAGACGUAACCUUACUUAUCUGGAAACAGGCGAUUCUUCUGUCGUUAUGAAACGUCAGGGUGAUGUUUUUCGAUCCACUGCAUUAGAGGCUUUUGAUAUGGAACCAGCUGCAAAUGUUUCAAAAGCUCCCUUAAUAUGCCUACCUUGUCAUUACACCUGCGCCACUUGUACAGGUCCCAAUAAUAACCAAUGCUCUUCUUGUUUAGAAGACGCUAAACUCUUUAACUUAACUGACGUAGAACCAAAAUUUUACUGCUAUCCAAAAACUGUUCUGCCUCACAUAACCAACGCUGAAUGGCAUUACAAAAUGAACGUUAUAUUGACGAUAGCUCUUGUGACAGUCAGUUUAAUUAGUAUAUAUAUAGUUCUGGCUUUUGUUCUAAAACGGAUGGGAAUAUGCUUUGGAAAUAAUUACGACUCAAACAUCAAAAUUGCAUAUAACAAAUUAGCGGUUGACGAUAAACUUCAAAGCGCUAUUGAGAUUGAAGAAGAAAUUCACAAGGCUCUUAAUAAAUAUUCGAGUGAGAGCGAAUCCGAUGACGAUAUGAAUUUAUAG